Oppia nitens is the source of this 4187-nucleotide messenger RNA. RefSeq names its product glutamate receptor ionotropic, NMDA 3A-like. Gene Ontology annotation, biological process: modulation of chemical synaptic transmission; ionotropic glutamate receptor signaling pathway; synaptic transmission, glutamatergic. NCBI's taxonomy places the organism in Eukaryota, Metazoa, Arthropoda, Arachnida, Sarcoptiformes, Oppiidae. Gene Ontology annotation, cellular component: postsynaptic membrane; plasma membrane. The coding region runs from base 112 to 3966 and encodes 1284 amino acids. Gene Ontology annotation, molecular function: transmitter-gated monoatomic ion channel activity involved in regulation of postsynaptic membrane potential; NMDA glutamate receptor activity. The record is from RefSeq and is a predicted model, not a curated record. The transcript is spliced from 13 exons.
AUUUAAUUUUCACAAUAAAUGUAUUGAAAGCCAAAUACUAAUAGUUUGUCUUCAGCUGAUUGAGUACCAGAAACAGCACAACAAUAAUAAAGACAAUAAACAGCGACAACAAUGUCGAGGGAAUCUAUAUUUAUAUCGACACAACAGUUCCUAACAAGUCGUAUAGUUUUAUUAAUAUUAAUCACAUCUUGGAUAUGCAUUCAUACCAAUGGCAACCGUUACCCACCGUUUCAAAUAUUAGCCAUUUUACCUGAAGAAGAGGCGCCACAAAUAUCACGUGAACUACGCCGAGCACUGGCCGAAUGGGAAGUGACCAAACACUCGGCUUUAUUGACUACAAGUAAUAAUAUGCCUGCAAUCAGUGUUUCCGAUAUAUCAAUGUUUGUAUCGCCGAUUGCCGUCACCAAUGACUCACAAAGGAUUAUGUCUUCACUGUGUGAAGCACUUGAAGUUCAUAACCCUUCAGUCAUAUUGUCUUUGGUGAGCGAACCGCGAAGUUUUUACGCCGAUAUCAUUGCUGAGACCACUUCUUUGCCUUUCUUAUCACUCACUCAACAAUACAGACAGGAAUUAUGGCUUGAGCAAAUGUUUGAUACAUCAAAGCGAAUCAGUUUAGACCCUCCAAUCUGGUCAUUAGCCGAUGCCGUAUAUGAGAUGCUAAAGAUUCAGCACUGGUUUGAUGCCAUACUUUUAAUUGAUGACUCCGUGACCUCCGAUAUGUUUAGCUAUCGGCUCAGUCAUCUCUGUAAAGUUAACAGAAAUGGCCAGAUCACCAAUCAGGUCAUCUCAGCAAAUACUUUCAAUAAUAUGUAUGUCGACACAAAACUAUGGCAAAAACCGAUGACAAUAUUGUUUCCCAGAGGUCUUAAACAACGAGAUUUUUAUUUAAAAAUGGCCGAAAUCCAGACCAGUCACCGACGGAUUAUAUUAGUUCACUGCAAUCGUAUGACAAGUGCUCGCAUUGUCAACACUGCCAGAAGUUUAGGACUUCUCGAGGGAAAUAAGAUAUGGAUUUUAUUGGACGGACAAAUCGGAUCACAAGAAAUCACGUCAUCUUCUUUAAGACAAUUUCUCGAUCUUCCCAAUGGUAUGAUUGCUUUAAGACAUCGCACACAACAUCACAAUGAUAUCAAAACAUUGACUGCAAUCAUACAAUUGAUUGGACGCACGGCCUCAAGUGUAUACAGGAAUUCUCGUUUUUGGCUCAAUAACAAUGAUAACAGAAAUGUAUCGGCACCGGGAGUUAAUUGUUGGCACUCUAUAUCUAACAACAAAAAGAAAUUUAACGAAGUUGUCUAUAGAGAACUUAAGAGAUGGUUGACUCCUUUAUCAACAAUGAAAUCAAAUUUUUUAUGCAAAUUAAGGCGACAUAUGAUAAGUGAAGAGAGCAAUGAUUUGCUUUCCUUACCGGAAGAGUCUCUCUGGUCAUCGCCGGUCUUUGAUAUCCUUAACUUAGUUCCUGCGGACACAUAUGUAAAAGACAAGGAGUGGAAAGUCAUCGGAAACAUAACCAAAGAUAACGCCACUAUAAAUACAAUCAGAUAUAUCGGUCACACAUCAGAUGUUUUUGCCACUGGAAAGCAUAGAUUCAGAAUCGCUACUAAUAUCGCGCCGCCGUUUGUCAUCGGAUCCACUAAAUUGGACAACAAUUCAUGUCUUACCGGAGAUUUCUGCCUUAAAGUCAAAACCAAUAUUCGCGAUGAUUUGAUUUCAAUAUUUACUGAUUUUCGGUCCAAUAAAAGACAAUUGGAAGGACAGGCAUAUGAAGUGCAUUGUUGUGCCGGAAUAUCCAUUGAUUUGCUCAAUGCUGUGGCCAGAGAUCUUAACUUUGAUUAUGAUCUUUAUUUAGUAGCUGAUGGCCUGUUUGGUGUCCGACGCAAUGGUCAAUGGGACGGCAUAACAGCUGAUUUAGUCAAUGAUGUGGCGCAUAUGAGUUUCACGGCAUUUAGCACUACUAGCACUCGUGUUCAGGCCAUUGACUAUUCGGUGCCAUUCUUUUAUUCUGGUGUUUCCUGUUUGUCCCGUUCAUCCAAUUACAUGGAUGUACCUCUUGAGGCAUUUCUAAUACCUUUUAGCUAUCAGUUAUGGUUUGCUAUAUUUAUGAGCCUUUUGGCCACUGCUGUGGCCGCAGCCAUAUAUGAGUGGCUCAGUCCCUUUGGUCUGAAUCCAUGGGGACGUCAGCGCACAAAAAACUUUAGUUUAGCCUCAGCUCUAUGGGUGAUGUGUUCGCUACUAUUCAGUCAUUUAGUGGCCUUCAAAGCACCCAAAUCCUGGCCCAAUAAGGUAUUGAUCAACGUUUGGGGUGCUUUUAGUGUCAUAUUUUUAGCCACAUAUACGGCUAAUAUUGCCGCACACUUUGCCGGUCUCUUCCUUAUUCCUGAAGUCAACGAUUUUCGUGAUUCGAGCCUUAUGAAACAAAGGACGGGAACCGCCAGAAGUAGUGCAUCGGAGGGAUAUUUAAUGGAAAAAUAUACUGAUCUCUGGCAUCAUAUCCAGAGGUGUAACCAUUGCAAAGUACACAACUUCACCGAAGGACUCGAACACUUGAGAAACGACGAUUUGGAUGUUCUUAUAGGAGAUACGGCUAUAUUAGACUACUUCCGAGCCACUGAUCCCUCUUGUAAUUUAAAACUAUUGGGUGACUCUAUCUUUGAUGACGCCUAUGCUGUGGGAAUGCAAAAGGGUUUCCCAUUUCGGGAAUUGAUAUCAAGUUUGAUACUAAAGUAUAACGAAUACGGCUUUUUGGAUCAAUUGCACCGAAAAUGGUACGGAAGAGUCCAUUGUCUCGAGUCUUCGGCAUUGACUAAACCCAAGCCUUUAACGGUCAAAGCUGUCGCCGGAGUCUUCCUAAUGCUCUUCUUUGGUCUAAUUGUCGGAACAAUUAUUUUACUUAUCGAACAUUUCUUCUUUAAAUAUUUUCUUCCGUCGUUAAGAAAAAAACCAAAAGAUUGCUUUUGGAAGAGUCCUAACCUUAUGUUUUUUAGUCAAAAAUUAUAUCGCUUUAUAAAUACAGUUGAAUUGGUUUCACCCCAUCAUUCAGCCAAAGAAAUUAUGACUAAUCUCAGAGAAGGACAGAUUGCAAGUCUUUUUCAAAAAAGUGUUAAACGAAAAGCUAAAGAAGAGGCGAGACGUCGAAAAAGUAAAUCACAAUUCUUUGAAAUGAUUCAAGAAGUGAGAAAAGUUGUCCAAAGACAACAACAUGAGCGCAGUUUUAAUGAUUCAAUAGAAAUUACAUCAAAACCAUCGAUGGUUUCAAAUCAAAGUGAAACAAUAAUAAGUGAAACGGAAUCAUUGGGAGCGCCGACCACUUAUAGGACAUCUUCCAUUCGCUUUAAAGAAACGGAUGAUAUAUACGAUGAACACAUACUCGUUCACAGAGAACCUCUUCCACCAAAUCUUAUAUUAAAACCAGUCUCAAGUCUAAAGGGUUCCGACUCGAGGACCAAACUUCUUAAAACGAGUCGAACUUCUACUUCAAUGACCAGUUCUGGUGAUUCUCCAUUAUAUAAGAAUCUGAUGUCACCAUUAAUCAGAUCCAAUCAUCGUUUAAUACCAAACUCUAUGAGUUCUCAGUUUACUACAAGUUUUAGUUUGGAAAAUGUAUCGUUUAUUACAACACCAGAGAAACAAAUGGACAAAUCAAAGACUAGAAGGAAGAUGUGGUCAUUUGAUGACUUGGAUGCCAUUAAGCGAGAACUGAGAGAACCUGUAUCUCCUCAUCAGCGCAAUCAUUCAUCGCUUCUAUUGUUUGAGUUGAUCCCUAAAAAGAAUUCUGUGAUCAUUGCAAGUCCUCGACAUCGCAUCGAUAACUUAAGGCUGUCAUCGAUGACCAAAGAGGAUGUGCUGUCCAUGUGGAGGUCCUCUGAACGGGAACUCCUCAACCAUCUUCAAGAAGCUUUGCACCAAAAACGAGCACUUGAAGAGAGGGUAGCGCUUCUACAACGUAUGCUUAUGAAGCCUCCCUGAGGGCUGUGCUCUUUAGGUGUCUGUAUUUGCCACUUAUAUACCGACAAAUUCAUUGAUUUACAAUGCUUUUUGAAUCGCUGUUUGAAUGUCUUAUUAAUUCAUUCAAAUUAUUUAACGAGUUUUAAGCUAUUUUAACAACAUUCGGGUUAAUUGAAUGAUUAAUAUUGGAGGGAAAACAUGAAUGAAUUAUGAAAUUGUUUAAUAAUAAGGGAUUGAAUUUG